AUGGCUUCUUCCCUCUGGCCAUGGACACUCAGCAUCUUCAUUGUAGGAAUGAUGGUAAAUGCAGUACAAUCAGCUUCAAGUUUAUAUGGACAUGGAUAUGUCCCUGCUAAACCUGCAGGUCUCCAGCCAAGUGCUUGGUCUCUAGCACAUGCCACCUUCUAUGGUGAUGAGUCUGCAUCUGAUACCAUGGGGGGAGCUUGUGGAUAUGGGAACUUGUUCAACAAUGGCUAUGGAACAGACACAGCAGCAUUGAGCUCAACAUUGUACAUGAAUGGCUUUGCUUGUGGAUCAUGUUACCAAAUCAGGUGCACGGGCUCACCGGAGUGCUUCCGAGGCAAUCCGAUCACCACUGUCACUGCCACAAACCUCUGCCCUCCAAACUGGUCCGAGGACUCGAACAAUGGUGGUUGGUGCAACCCUCCCCGGACUCAUUUUGACAUGUCUAAACCUGCCUUUAUGAAGAUUGCUAAUUGGAAGGCUGGCAUAGUUCCAGUAAUGUACCGCAGGGUACCCUGUGUGAAGAAAGGGGGAUUGAGGUUCUCUUUCCAAGGGAAUGGGUACUGGUUGCUGGUUUAUGUGAUGAAUGUUGGGGUUGGGGGAGACAUUGGGGGAAUGUGGGUGAAAGGAAGCAAAACUGGGUGGAUAAGUAUGAGCCAUAAUUGGGGAGCUUCAUACCAGGCCUUUGCAAGCCUUGGAGGACAGGGACUCUCAUUUAAGGUCAUGUCCUACACCACCAAGCAAACCAUUGUUGCAAUGAACGUUGCACCUCCCAAAUGGAGCACAGGACUCACCUACCAGUCCAAUGUGAACUUUUCUUAAUUUUCUUUCUUAAAUAUGUUUGUUUUGAAUUUAAUGUGAGUCUUUCUUUU
This is a messenger RNA of Dioscorea cayenensis subsp. rotundata (Guinea yam), 869 nucleotides long. Its product is annotated as putative expansin-A30. The record is from RefSeq and is a predicted model, not a curated record. Gene Ontology annotation, cellular component: extracellular region. Lineage: Eukaryota; Viridiplantae; Streptophyta; Magnoliopsida; Dioscoreales; Dioscoreaceae. Gene Ontology annotation, biological process: plant-type cell wall organization.